Messenger RNA from Aplysia californica (California sea hare), 1229 nucleotides. RefSeq lists its product as uncharacterized. Lineage: Eukaryota; Metazoa; Mollusca; Gastropoda; Aplysiida; Aplysiidae. The record is from RefSeq and is a predicted model, not a curated record.
GGGCAAAACCUGCGCCUGUCGCUGUCAACUCACAUACAGACGUCGAGUUGCACACCUCAGGAUGUAAGUGGACACGGUACAGGUGACCGCUGACGAUUGUGAGGGUGGGCGGAGGGGAGACCCACCGACAGUUGGAUAGAGACCAAAAAGCUUGCGUGACGUCAUAGAUGAAGAACGAAUGCAAGGGCAUGUUGGACACUACCCAUUCACAAGGAGCAAUCGUGUCAUCAAUAUUUACACCAGGUUUUGUCGGACGGUUUUUCUUUUCUGCUUUGUUUCUGCAUUUUCUACUAACGUAUAAGGUUGAGGGGAAAAAAGAAACUUACGUUAAUUAAAGAUCCUUAUACUGUAAGAUGGUUCACUCCGCGCUAAUUCUCAGGUGGCGCUUUUUAUCGCUUUUGGGGUUUUCCUUCGUUUUUUCACGAAGAAAAGUUUAAAUCUUUCAGUUUAAAAAAAAACAAUUUUAAUAUUACAUGUAUAAUUUCGUACUUCGAUCUGUGGUUCAUUCCGCUACGUUCUUAUUAACUAGGGCAUUGUGGCUUUUCAUUCCCAAUAAAAGUUAAUAAGUCAUCGAAAACGACUGACCUUUCUUCCCCGAAGACAAAAGAGCGACAAAAAACAACAAUUUGCUUCGGCUGAUCGUCAAUUCUUUUGUCUCAGUACUUAGUCUUAUAAGUAACUUUUUUGGGGUAUACGUAAUGGCUACUAUACACAAGUCUCACAAUACUCGUGGAGCUUAGUUUAGAACAGACUAGAUCUAGGUGCCAACAGACGCAAAGUGUGGAAACUAUCUGAGCAGUCACUGUUGAAUGUGAGUAACGCGCUCAAGUCCCCCUUUACUCUGUUCAUCACUCUAGUGACUACUAAUAUAAAAGAGCAGUGCACAGUGGCGUCGGUAAUAAAUUAAUGGUUAAAUUAGGUCCCACAACUGCUUCACUUGUUGCUACAUUCAUCUUAAUUUCAAAGUAAAAGUUCAACCACUAUUUUUUUGGGCCCGAAACUACGUUGAAGGUGUACUAACAAUGUUGCAUGCCUUUAUAAAUCCUAUACAAUGUGCUACUAAAGUCAACUGUCCACCAAGUCCGCGCUUUUUCCCAGAUAGUGCCGUCGGCGAGUUUGACUAUCAUCGUUAUCAUGGCUAUUAUUUUUAACUAUUACCUGUAAUAUGUAAAAGCAAUAUAAUUUUAUAUUCCCCCCUCCCUCUAUCUCUUUACCGGAAUGAAAUAUAU